AUGCUUUCCGCCCAACUAGACGAGAUCAAGGCGGGAAUCCACAUUGCUGCCGACAAGGAGCAUCCUGAUGUCUUCACUCCACUUCCUGAGUCGGUGUGCAUUCGAAUCUUGAAUCGCAACGAAGGCGAGGCGUACCCUGUGUACAUCAGCACGGUGGAGACGCCGGCAAAGGAAACGGAAAUUCCGAUGAAGCUGGACCUCGACUAUGCUGAGUUCCAGGGCUUUUCGGCCGACAGUGAGUUGCCGAGCUGGAUCCAAGAGACCAUUGAGGCGAAGGAGAAGGAAGAUCCAAGUUGGAUGAUGAACCAGGUCUACGAAUAUGAUUUCGACUCUCCGGGCGCUCAGGAAUACUCCCGCCUUUACAGCGACUGGACGGGUGACCACAGGAUCCAUGUGAUGAUCGAUGGCGCCGAGGUGGGAUGCACUUACCUCAAGGAUGCCCAGAUAGAGAACGAUAAGGGCUGGAAGUACAACCUCACGGGAUUUAGGGUUGCGAGGUGCCACGAGAGGGGGUUCGUCUUGAAUCCCUUGCCAGACGGAAUCGGCGAUGUUAUGGGAGGUGUCGGGGAACGUGGUGGGGAACGUGGUCAAGUGGUUCAGGACGGCAACGAGGAUAGUGAUAUUCCGAAUUCAGGUUUCCGCUGGGUCCAACGCAGUGCAGCGACUGGCAACGCGCAGCCUCUUCCUAUGGCUAGCGACCCAACGAACCCUCUUGCAACGGGCUUGCCCCCCGACGUCAGCGUCGUGCAAGUAACGAUCACCGUUGGAAAAAUCAAUGCAACCGUCGACAAGUACAUAAUGUUCGGAGCUUCACAGCCACCGGGACUCUACGUUCCUCCGCAGCCCGAUCCCACGUGCUUGUCUCCCUCUGGCAAGCAUUGGAAGCCGACGGUUGGUCCAGACGCGCCAGGUGCUGGUCCCACCCCUCAAUCUCAUAAGAAGAAGAAGAAGGGCAAAUGGGUGCCUGCUGAUUACUCUAACCGGCCUGAGAAUAUCAUCUUCAAUGCCUCCAAAAACCCUGCUUCGUGGAGGCCCAUUGGGCUGGCGCCGUUUGAGACGAAGAUAAAGCAGGUGAAGGAAGUUCAGUUUACGGCAGCGCAGCAUCUCGUGAGGUUCCUGUUUUUCAUCGUUCCUCCCCAGACGAGAAAAAACAAAACGGCGGGAAAGGAGGCUUCAAGCCAGACGUCCGAGCCACAGGAUGCCGAGGAUCAGCAAGAUGAGAAGAAUACCGAACCGGCUGUGCGAGAGAGUGGCGAUGCUGCAGGCGGAUCUGUGGCUCCAUCUGGAGAAUCAAUUCCUCCCGAUUCCGUCUCGAAGAAUUUCAUGAACGACGCUAAUGAGGUCAAAACCGAGCAUACCAACGCCCUGUUGAACCGAUCCUUUACUGGGUUUGAGCCCAAAGACCGCGCCAAAAUCUUUACUAGUUGGGACACUGCGGACAAUAGCAUCGGUGGCAAAACGUCGAUGCUGACCACGAAUACGCCUCGCAAUUCUUUGUCGGAUAUAGAAGCUAUCAUUGCUGGGGGAUCCGGUUCAAUUCACCAGACCAGUUAUCGUGCCCGCCAUGCUAACGGUAGCUUCGUUCAAGACAACUCUGCACGGCAUCCGCCAAACCCGUAUGCCCGACCCCGAGAGAAUGUGCGUGGACUUCAGAAUACGUCUCCAUUUCAUACGGCUGUCGAUCCUGCCCAUAAAUGGAGCAUGGGCAAUGCCGGUCAGGCUUACCCAGGAUUCUACAACUAUGCCCUUCCUGGAAAUGCGGGGGUGAAUGGCCCGUCGUCUGUUGUGGGAAAUCGUAUGUCAGAUAUCGAGGACUGGAGAUCUCAGGGCUGGAGCUAUCCCCAGAGCGGAGCCUCGACACAGCAGCCUCAGUUCCCCAUUCCAGCGCCAGCGUUUGUGGAUCCUGCUCAGAUGAAUGGUCUGCGUACUGGUGGAUCUUUCCAGGAUAUGGACCAAUGGAGAUCUCAGGGCUGGAACUAUCCCCAGAGCGGAGGCUCGACACAGCAGCCUCAGUUCCCCGUUCCAGCGCCAGUGUUUGUGGAUCCUGCUCAGAUGAAUGGUUUGCCGACUGGUGGAUCUGCAUCUUUCCAGGGUAUGGACGAAUGGAGAGCUCAGGGCUGGGAACCUCACCCGGGCAAUGAGUACCGUAGAUCUCACCAGGGCAUAGUGGACCGGGGAGAUGCUUACAAUAUGGCUCCUGCUCCACACUUCAACUGGAGAGCUAACCAGGACAUGGUGGGCCACAGAGAGGUUGAGCCUAUGGCUCCUUCUCCUCAUUCGAUGAUUUCCAAGCCCGAGUUUGGAAACAAACGCUCUGCCAGUCCAUCAGGAGAAACCCCCGAGAACAAGAUGCCUCGUCUUGGUAGCUCGAUUGUUGAGUUCGAAAACUGCCCGGCUGUUGAGGGUGGUGAUUGAGCGACGAUUGGGUAAUGAACUUUGAAGUCUUCUUACGUUUUUAGCAAAUAGAAGGCAAUGGUAAGUUCUUCUUCCGAGUUGUCCCUCUACUUUAUAGGUUGCGUAACCACACCAAUAGAUUCUUUGACAUAAUAGCG
This is a messenger RNA of Tricharina praecox, 2552 nucleotides long. RefSeq lists its product as uncharacterized. The record is from RefSeq and is a predicted model, not a curated record. The coding region runs from base 1 to 2415 and encodes 804 amino acids. The transcript has 4 exons. NCBI's taxonomy places the organism in Eukaryota, Fungi, Ascomycota, Pezizomycetes, Pezizales, Pyronemataceae.